Molecule: messenger RNA, 333 nt
Organism: Laetiporus sulphureus 93-53
Lineage: Eukaryota; Fungi; Basidiomycota; Agaricomycetes; Polyporales; Laetiporaceae
Exons: 1
Coding region: 1-333 (110 amino acids)
Source: RefSeq, a predicted model, not a curated record
AUGAAAAUACCCCAGCUGCCCAGGGCCUCCAUCACUUCCACCGCUCAAACCAAUGCCAGAGCCACUGCUUCCAAGUGCAAGGGUCACCUGUCCAAGCUGGCACAGCAUGUGGAGACAAUGGAUGCAGGUGCUCAUAAAGUGAUCAUGUAUGCAGUUCACAUACUGCCUGGUGGUCUACGCUCCUUUGCAACACCUGGGUUUGGCAAGAAGAAAUUCACACCGCUCCAAAUAAAAAUAGCUGCAAACAACAGCAUCCUCAUCAUUAACGUCUGUUCUGAUGAAUCCCUCUCUGCCAAGCCUCCGACCGCCCAUGCCCGAACAGUUAUCAUUUAA